Ipomoea nil (Japanese morning glory) is the source of this 1335-nucleotide messenger RNA. RefSeq names its product transcription repressor OFP7-like. Bases 74 to 1150 code for a protein of 358 amino acids. The transcript has a single exon. NCBI's taxonomy places the organism in Eukaryota, Viridiplantae, Streptophyta, Magnoliopsida, Solanales, Convolvulaceae. The record is from RefSeq and is a predicted model, not a curated record. Gene Ontology annotation, biological process: negative regulation of DNA-templated transcription.
CUAUACACUAUCUCUCAUUAUCUCAUAACAGUUUUACACUUUCAUGUCAUUUUGACUGCAGCCGCUGUGAACAAUGGCAAAGCCCUUCAAGCUUCGAAUAUCCAGAGUCAUCACUUCCCUACAAUCUUGCAAUUCCAAGGACACUUCCACUCUCCCAGAAGAUCCCGUCCCUUCAUUCCUCAGACAAUCCUCAUCACCCAACAACUCCACCAAACUCAUCACCGCCGUUGAUUUCCCCGUCACUGCACCCUCUAACACCCACCGCUCUUCCUCCGCCCUCAGACGCCACGUUUCAUCCGCCCUUAUAUCCGUCGGCUGCGGGUUGACCUCCCGCAAUUCCGGCGGUAGAUCACGGCCGCAGCAGGAGUUCAAGUGGCGGAAAGAGGAGAACUGGCACGUGGUUGCGAAUAUUUACGACGAAACGAAACCGCGUCAGAAAAUCUAUAGCUCCUCCGUCUCCGGCGACGACAACGACGAGGUUUUGGCCUUGCCUCCGCCGCCGCCUCCACCGUCCACGGCGGAGAGAAAGAAACGCCGGGGUAGAAAAAAGAAAUCAGCGGCGGCGGCGGCGGCGCUUCGAAGAAUCAGCACCUCAUCUGCCGACGAAAGCGGGCUGUUUAGCAACGACGAGGGAGAGACCGAAACUCUAGUCUCAAGCCUCUCGACCGAUUCGUCCUUCGAGUUCAACCCAAAAACGGAUCACAACAAUAGGAUCAUCAGGAGGAGAAGCAAACGAAGGCCCAAGAAACGCGCCGCGAAACGCGGAACAACACCAACGACCAGAAGGCCGUCGGUGUCGUCGUCGGAGGGCGAGGUGCCGGCGAGGCUGUCGGUGUUCAAGAAGCUUAUCCCAUGCAGCGUCGACGGGAAAGUGAAGGAGAGCUUCGCCGUCGUGAAGAAAUCGCGCGACCCUCACGAGGACUUCAAGAGGUCGAUGAUGGAGAUGAUUACGGAGAAGCAAAUGUUCGAGAAGGAUGAUUUGGAGCAGCUGUUGCAGUGCUUUCUGUCUUUGAAUGCGAGGCAGUACCACGGGAUUAUCGUCGGCGCUUUCUCGGAGAUUUGGGCGGAAUUGUUCUUUGCUGCUAAUAACGUUAGUUCCAGUCCUAGAAUGUCUGCCUUUGGCCGACGUAGUACGCCGUCAUGUUCCUAGCUUAGAAGAAGCAAGCCUGUAUGUAAAUUAAAGCUACAUCCAUGGCGAUAUCAUCAUUUCGAUGUACGGUUCUACCAACAAGAAUUUGACUAUUCUAGGAUUAUAUUCGAGCUAGUUAUUAUGUUUGUUGUAAUAAUUAAUUAGGAGCGAGUUUAACUAUAUAUGUAGUAAUUUUUUCUUUUUCA